AUGACCGGCGACGAGAAACACUGGGAAUCGGAGGCGCUCUCCCUGAGGAGACUCGCCUUCUUCGGAGUGGCCCUCUCCACCGUGGCCACGCUCGUCUGUGUGAUCUCCGUGCCCAUGCUGUACAACUACAUGCAGCACAUGCAGUCGGUCAUGCAGAACGAAGUCGACUUCUGCAAGUCCCGCUCAGGAAACAUCUGGAGAGAAGUCACUCGCACUCAGGUCCUUGCCGCACCCACCAGGAAAGCUCGUCAGUCCGGCGGCGGAUGCUGCGGUUGUGGAGUCUCACCAGCAGGACCACCCGGACCUCCUGGACAAGAUGGACAGCCUGGAUCCGAUGGACGACCUGGACAACCUGGUAGAAAUGGACCUGACGGACCACCAGCCACACCAGCUCCCGAUGUUGGACGUCCAUGCUUCAAUUGCCCACCCGGCCCUCCUGGUCCACCUGGAAACCCAGGAGGCAAGAGGACACCAGGAAAUCCUGGAUCUGACGGUCAGCCAGGAAAUGCUGGAAACCCAGGAGGACCAGGACCCAUUGGACCACCAGGACCACCCGGAAACGCUGGUCAGCCUGGAAACCCUGGUGCACCUGGAGCCCCAGGAGUACUCACUCAGGGACCUGGAUCGCAAGGACCACCCGGACCACCUGGUCCCCAAGGACCUCCCGGUCCCGAUGGACAACCUGGAGGCCCAGGAAACCCAGGACGAGAUGGUGGCCCAGGACUGCCUGGAGAUAAUGGACAGCCUGGUGGCCCAGGAAACCCAGGAGCCGACGGACGACCAGGAGAUGACGGUAGCACUGGAUCUCAAGGAAGCUGCGACCAUUGCCCACCUCCUCGCACAGCUCCAGGCUAUUAA
This is a messenger RNA of Ostertagia ostertagi, 858 nucleotides long. Lineage: Eukaryota; Metazoa; Nematoda; Chromadorea; Rhabditida; Trichostrongylidae. The record is from the annotation of a GenBank genome assembly.